AGUGUUGUGUCCAGCGUCCCCAUCCUCCAACCCCGCACACAUCUCGGCGGUGUCGGUCCUGUCGCACAAUGGACCCUCGACGCUAAACACCCUCUUAAAGACCCUGCAUGGAUUUAAUGAUGAUGAAAAAGAAGAAAUUCAAAUUCAAGGUGAAUUUUGAGCUGGACGAGCUCUCGUCGGUUCCGUUCGUCAACGGCGUUCUCUUCUGCAAAGUCCGACUUUUGGACGGCGGAUUCUCCGAGGAGUCUUCGAGGGAACCGGUCCAGGCCAACUGUGUUCGUUGGAGGAAGAGGUUCUCCUUCCCCUGUAAGAUGAGCGCCAACGCAGGAACUGGUGUGUUGGAUCCCUGCGUGUGUCGUGUUUCAGUCAGAAAGGAACUGAAAGGGGGGAAGGCCUACGCUAAGCUCGGUUUUGCAAAUUUGAAUUUAUCGGAGUUUGCCGGCUCGGGCAGCACAACACGAAGAUGUCUACUGGAAGGUUACGAUACCAAAAACACUCGCCAGGAUAACUCCAUCCUUAAAGUCGUUAUCAGCACUCAGCUCAUGUCAGGCGACCCUUGUUUUAAAACGCCUCCUUCUACUGCGACAGUGAUUGGGAUCCAGGGUGACGGGGAAAGCCUGCUGGAAGAGAGGCGGGGUGGGGACUUACCAACAGCCUCUUCUGAGAGUCGAGAAGUCAAGUGUCCUGUGGUGUCCGACGAGCUCGGCGGCUGCGGCCACUCGCGGACGUCCAGCUACGCCAGCCAACAGUCCAAACUCUCAGGCUACAGUACAAGCCACUCCCGCUCCUCCAGCAUGUCAGACUUCAGUCAUCGGAGGAACCAUUCAGUCGGCAGCGCCUCCACGGGCAUCGGCAGCAUCCCAGAACCCAACGAGGACAAAGAAUCCAGACCUUGUCCUGCUCUCCCUGAACAUCCACUUUCUGCCGCCAACUCCAGCAACUCUGUGGGUUCUCCGGCUCGGAGCGAGUCGUCCAGUGAGCGACUCAACAGACAUCCGGUGAAGCAGGACUCGAUCGAGUCGCAGCUGAAGAGAAUGGACGACACUCGAGUGGAUGCUGACGACGUUGUGGAAAAAAUCCUGCAAAGCCAAGAUUUCACGCCCAGCCUUCUGGACUCCAGUGUGGAGGAGGAAGGUUUACGUCUGUUUGUGGGGCCUGGAGGAAGCACCGCUCUUGGUAGCCAUCACCUGCCUACCAGAGUCGGAGGUGGAGCAUAUGAGCAGGUGGUGAUGAAGCGCUGAAGAAAAAAGGAAGAGACUGGAAGCAGGGUUUUGUCCAUUGCAGUCUUCCUCUGCUCCAACGGUUGACAUCCCAACAGCGCCCUCGUGUGUUGACACUUAGAACCUAACACUGUAGCUUUCUGACUGACAUGUCAGCCGGAUCACUUUUAACGUGAUAUGUGGUUUUUUUUUUGAAGUAAGGGCUGCCUGUGUCGACAUUACGUUCAGCCACCUUUUCAACCGAGCUUCUCAGAACAAAUGUGAACUUCCAAAAGGUGAUUUGAGAGGAGAACGGGUUGUGAACAGGUGGAAUCUCCAAGAAGACAACAUGGCCAUGUUAUUUCAACACAUUCCAUAUAACGCUGUAGUAAUAAUUGUGUCAACGUUCCUGACUUCCCUUUAAGGUUCAGUUUCAUUUGCCUUGACGCUGCAAAGAGGCUCUUGGCAUACGGUACAAGCACUCUGAAAUGUUUUUACCGGAAAGAAUAUUUUACUACAAAGACCAGGUGCCAGAUUGUGUGUGUGUGUGCGUGUAUGUAAGUCAAAACACCAAUUUCAGCCAUCUUUACAGUGUAACUUUGUACAGUGUCAGGUUUGGAAGAAUGUUAUUUCAAUACAGUGAUAGUGAAAUGUACGCACAGUAUUUAUUGAGGACUGCCAUGGAAAAUAUGGCACCAAUUUUCCCCGCAUGCAUUAGUGAACGCUAUAUGGAUCCAAAUAAACGCUAAACCAAAGUAUGUCUGCCUGCCCAGGUUGCAGUAACUACUACCGUCAGUACCUAAACCGUCACAUGUUAAGUCUACUAAGGAGCAACACGAUUCCAGCGUGGCACAUCUGUCACAAUCUGAGCCAGUCGGUGGCUUAAAUACCGUAUUUCCUUGAAUUGCCGCCGGGUAGAUAGUAUGCACCUGCCUAGAAUUACUGCCGGGUCAAACUCGUUUCCCAAAAUAAUUAGCGCAUGCUAAGCAUUACUGCCGGCUCGGGACUAACGCCGGGUCAAACUCGUUUCGCAAAAUAUUAUUUUUAUUGGCGCGUGUCUAGAAUAUCCACCGGGUCAAACUCGUCACGUCACGAGUGACACUUCACCCGUCAUCAUUUUCAAAAGGGAGGAGGCUGAUUUCAAUCAUUUGAAAAUCGCAUAAAGGGAAGAAGAUUAAGAGCUAUUCAGUAGGAUUUAAGGUCCAAGCUAUUGAAUAUGCUAAAAAGAACAGUCAGCAGCUAUGUUUUAUUAAUAUACCGUAGCUGCGUGUGUCAAAUAUGAGUCAUUAAAUGACUCCCGCCUCCUGGUGGUAGAGGGCGCUAGUGAUCCUUCUUGCGACUACUCGGCUGCAGAAGAAGUGACAACGAGCAGCAAGAGUGAGCAGCGAUCGUUUAUUUUUUCCUCCCGCUUGCACUUUUAACAUGGAGGAUUACAUAUCUAAAAUAAAACAGUUUUCUAAACUGGACUUUCAAUCGAAGCAGGAGGUAAUAAAGGAAGAUCUCCAUCCAGACAGAGAGACUUUUAAAACUGAAGAAAGAUAAGGAAGACUUCUAUAAACAAGUUAUUGAUGCUUUUGAUCAGAAGGAGCUGCGCAUGGACUUCAUUUAUAAGUAAAGGUAAGACCAUAAUAACGUUUUUUUUAUUAAAUGUGCUUUUCGUGAUGGUAUCCUUACAUCACUCAAAAUUAUAAGCGCAGGUCUAGAUUUACCGCAUUCCUUUGGUAAGCGCCGGAGUGAGAAGAGGUUUUAAAAUAUUUAGCGCAUGCUUGCCUUUACCGCAUGCCUUUGGUAAACACCGGAGUAGGAAGAGGUUUUAAAUUAAUUAGCGCCCCGGCGGCAAUUCAGGGAAAGACGGUAAGCAUUUUGCACAAUGUAUACAUUCACUAAUUAGCACAUCAAUUAUACCUGUAAUCUGAAAAUGUAAAGUAACUAUCACUCGUUUGGCUCAAGCAACCGCUUCAAAUAUUAACGCUGCAUCGAUCAAAAACAAGCACAGCUGCUCUCCUGUCUUCAGUCCUGUAGCUUCUGUUCGUAAAGAACUAUAUAGAUUCAAUUAGGCCAUAGUCCAGACUAUUAGCUUUAUAAUCAUGGACUGAAUAGGGAAAAAAACAGUAGCACAUAAACAAUAGACAGUAAUUAUUAUGCAACUAAUUACAUUUACAACAGUUAUAUGUAUUUUUUGAAAGCCAAAUAACUCUUACACUGUACUUAAAGAUCUAGACAGGUCUAAUUUUGGAUCUUAGGAACGACAAAGGCUGGAUUUUAGAGUCAAAUGGGGUUAAGUCACAAAUUGGUGUGGUGUUUAUUCUGCAUUUAUGUUUUGCAUGACUGCUCCUUUUUGUCACAUUUGCACAAAGCCCAAUCUUUUAUUGUGUGUGAGGCAUCUUAUUCUGAAUAUUUAAAAGCAGAAGUGAUGUUUCAUUUCAAAUCUGGUAUGAUUUAAAGGUGUUGACCCUUCCAAAAUAUCACUGUUUGAUACAUCAUAAUCAUCAUUGUGCCAUUUUUGCUACGUUGUAAUGUUUAGGAAAUGUCUUCUGUUGUGAAGGAUUUUUGUGGAUACCAAUUUUAUUUUUUUAAGAGACGUUCUUGCUUGGUUUUAUGGACACUUGUGGAACCUGUGUGACGCUCAAGGUUCACGUGGGCAACUAACAUGUUACAAACAUGGUUGCUUCCUCUCUUCUGUGAAGCUGUUGUCUAUAAUAAAGUGGAAGUCGUAUUUUUCUGUAAAGUGAUGUACUGCGCUGUUUUAAACACUGUCCAGUUUUUGCCGUUUCCCUUCCGUCGAUGUUUGCUUGUACGCUUACGACGUGUACCUCACACUGUUGACAACUUCAAAGAAACGUGGGAAUAAAAAAAAACUUGCUCAUGC
Messenger RNA from Nerophis ophidion (straightnose pipefish), 4068 nucleotides. It is a transcript of the gene eeig2b, whose product is annotated as family with sequence similarity 102 member Bb. NCBI's taxonomy places the organism in Eukaryota, Metazoa, Chordata, Actinopteri, Syngnathiformes, Syngnathidae. The transcript is spliced from 11 exons. The record is from RefSeq and is a predicted model, not a curated record. Bases 108 to 1241 code for a protein of 377 amino acids.